Messenger RNA from Daucus carota subsp. sativus, 2526 nucleotides. RefSeq lists its product as uncharacterized. The record is from RefSeq and is a predicted model, not a curated record. The coding region runs from base 346 to 1551 and encodes 401 amino acids. NCBI's taxonomy places the organism in Eukaryota, Viridiplantae, Streptophyta, Magnoliopsida, Apiales, Apiaceae. The transcript is spliced from 8 exons.
AGUGGAUGAAAGUUUUUGAAUGUGAUUUGUGUUUUGUAAAAUUCUGAAACACAUUCGUAAUCCUAAGUACAAAAUGCAAUCAAUUCUUGUCAUCCGUGAAUACUUAGAAUAAAUGUUUAAACUGUCUGUCUAUUACAGCAACAUGCAGCAGUUGACUAGUUGACCAACUGAAAAAUGGAAGCAUCUCGAUUCAAACUACCACUCUCCCAUGAUUACGUUGACCCUAAUUACUCUUAAUCUUUGUAUAUUAAUGUUGAUUAACACAUUUUUAGAUACCUCCGAUUGUCCAUCUUUCAAUCAUACUGUUGCAGCAUUGUCCAAAGCUUCUUCCCAGUUGUGAAUCUAAUGACGGACAAUAUAAACUUCAACGGUGAACCCUUCUUAUGUCAAGAUCACAACUUGAGUGAUAAUAUUAUAAUGGCAUCAGAUAACUAUGUUAUUGAUGGGACCGAUCCACAUCUCGUCAAUCUUUAUCAUGGAAAAUUGUAUGAUAUUAUUGGCCAGGAAGAGACCGCCAGAAAAGUGUCCUUUUUGAUUUUCCAAUAUACCCAUGCAGCUUCUAGAAUGAGGAGAUGGCUCGGCAGUCUUUCUGCAUUAGCUCCCCUGAAUGUGGCUAGAACUUACUGUGUCUCACCUGUAAAAGCAUUGAUUAGUCGUCCAUAUAUGUAUAUAGGAUCAGUGCAAAUAAGAAUACAGGCAACCCAGAGAGUAGUAGAUAAACCUUGUCUUAUAAUAGAUCAAGUUUCAGCUCAAACAUUUGAUGCGUGGAAUUCAAGUGCUUUAAAUGAAGAAGAUUUAACUUUGUUUUUCCGUUCUCUGUUCUCUGCGGUGAGUAUGUUUCAUCAAGAUGGAAAGUAUUUUGGGAACAUUAGAGCAGGAAUACGCAUCUCUGGUAACCUUCCAACACUUGCAUUUCCUGCUGUCUUCGAAGCUAUACAGUGUGAGCAAGGUAUCCGGAAUGACCUUAAGGAACUCCAUAAAAUGGUGUUGGAAUCAAAAGUAUCAGGGGCUUGUGAAAGGAAGUUAUUUGAUGAACUUUGUCAAAAGUAUGUGGGGAACCAUGGAAGUUCUGCCUUUUUAAGAGAUGAAUCAUUCCUAAUUACACAUUGUCCUGUGGUCUGGACCAGUUCAGAUAGAUACAACUUUAUUAGGAAAUUAGGAGAAUACAGAGAUUUUAAUAAGCGUUAUUAUGAAUCACUUGUCAGCGAUACCCUUGAGCAAGCAAUACCAAUCGACUUCUGGACAAGGAUACAGACAGCUACACCAUCAUCUUCAGCUUCCAAGCUACAAAGAUUAUAUUAUCAUGAUAAUGCCGAUACAAGGACAUAUUUAUCAACAGAAUCUAUAAGACAUUUUCACAGAUGUGGAUACGAGCAUAAGACACCUGGAUAUCCGUCAAAUCUGGACAUGGAGAAAUUAUUAUACUCUGUCUUCCCAGAAGCCCCUGCGUUCUUAUACGAGAUGAUGAUCAACAAACUGUAUGUCAGGGGUCAUAUGAUGCCUUCCAUCAUAAAUUUUCUCCAAAUUGGACCAUAUAAGUUUAACUUCUAGCUCAUACUUUGGACCAUUUUGAAUUCUGUGGCUACAUGUCCGUACGUCACAUCAAGGGCUGCUUCGUAUGCAAGUAACAAGGUUCAGGACAUUGAUAUGAGUAUACCACUAUUGGUACUCCCGAUUCAGCAUCCAGCUGAGCUUCACGGGGAAUAAUUGUGGAGAAAUGUUCCCCUGACAACCUGCCUUAUAAAGGAAAAAACCGCCAUCACAUACGUGCAACAAACACAAGGAGGGCAAGAUGGGGGAAAUCCAGCAUCGCGUCAACCAACGAUGUGCAACAUACAUAAGGAUUCUAACUUCAAAUCCUUGGAUCAUGGAGCUUUAGCCAGAUUGACCCCAUAAGUUUCAGUUCCAACUAACAGAUGCUGAUCAAUCAAGAUCGUCGAGCUUCAGAUAUUGAGAAGCUGAUCUAUGGCAGUGAUGUACUUGUUCUCCAUGGGAAAUAACCAUCUACGAGGUUAUUGGUUGAUCAUUCGAUAUAGAGAGAGCUUUCUAUGGGAAAUGGAAAAGAGUGAUAAUAUCUCGGGUCUAUCCAACAAAAUAUAUUACUGGUAAUGGGGCAGCAGAAGUAUACAUAUUUAACAAUACCACGGGAAUGAGUGUGACUACCUGAGUGAAGCUCUGGCAAAUGGAUUCUGCAGUCUGAAACCUUCUCAAUGAUUUAAUUAAUUGUUUGCAACUCUAUCAUGUAGAGGUAUUAUACAUUUGACAGAACAGAUCUGGACUACAUAAAGUUCUGCAUUCCAUCAAACCACAGAUCUGGACUACAUAAAGUUCUGCAUUCCAUCAAACUACUCUCUCUCUUUAUAUCAAUAGGCUUCAACCGCAGUAGCUUAGAGCAAGUCCAAGUGUCCAACAAUGUACUAAAUAUGUCCUAACCUCAAAUUUAAGAUAUUUGGAUGAAACGGUGGUGUCUUAAAUUACCGGGACAUCCAAUUCAAUAUAAAAAAGAAUCAGCAGAUUUAGUGUGCA